CCCGUGUCCGGGCACGCGCAGCGCGCCCCCUUGGUGCGCGGGCACAGCAGCCAGGCUGCCGGAGAGCUGAUCUCGGGGAUUCGGGUGCGGAGCCCUUGGCCUGGAGGCGAUAUGGGUGGUCCGUGGCCUGGUUCAGUCGUUUGCAGCCGCCUAGGGAACAGGCCUGUCUGGCCCUAAGGGAGCCCUCUUUCGAAGUGGUGGUGCUCAGAAGACCUGCUCUCUGCGUUGCUGGGCACCUGUAGGUGUCCCUCGAGAGCUCAGUUUUGAGGUUCAAGUCAGUGUGGCCAUGAAGGGGCUGCCUAUUGGGCUGAUGCUGUGACCCCGGAGUCUUCCUCUCCUGCCAGUCCCCCUGCCCGGAACAUGUGGCUGCAGCCCUCGCUGUCCCUGAGCCCCACGCCCACAGUUGGCCGGAGCCUGUGCCUCACCCUGUGCUUCCUCAGUUUGGUGCUGAGGGCCAGUACCCAGGCCCCAGCACCCACAGUCAAUACUCACUUUGGGAAGCUAAGGGGUGCCAGAGUACCGUUGCCCAGUGAAAUCCUGGGUCCUGUGGACCAGUACCUGGGGGUACCCUACGCAGCUCCUCCCAUCGGCGAGAAACGUUUCCUGCCCCCUGAACCACCCCCAUCCUGGUCGGGCAUCCGGAACGCCACACACUUUCCCCCAGUGUGCCCCCAGAACAUCCACACAGCUGUGCCCGAAGUCAUGCUGCCAGUCUGGUUCACUGCCAACUUGGAUAUCGUCGCCACUUAUAUACAGGAGCCCAACGAGGAUUGCCUCUACCUGAAUGUGUAUGUGCCCACGGAAGAUGGAUCCGGCGCUAAGAAACAGGGCGAGGACUUAGCGGAUAAUGACGGGGAUGAAGAUGAAGACAUCCGAGACAGUGGUGCUAAACCUGUCAUGGUCUACAUCCACGGAGGCUCUUACAUGGAAGGGACAGGCAACAUGAUUGACGGCAGCGUUCUUGCAAGUUACGGCAACGUCAUCGUCAUCACCCUUAACUAUCGGGUCGGGGUGCUAGGUUUCCUGAGCACUGGGGAUCAGGCUGCCAAGGGCAACUAUGGGCUCCUUGAUCAAAUCCAGGCCCUUCGCUGGGUGAGUGAGAAUAUUGCCUUCUUUGGAGGAGAUCCCCGUAGAAUUACUGUCUUUGGCUCUGGCAUCGGUGCAUCCUGUGUCAGUCUUCUCACACUGUCUCAUCAUUCUGAGGGGCUUUUCCAGAGGGCCAUCAUCCAAAGUGGCUCAGCUCUGUCUAGCUGGGCUGUGAACUACCAACCAGUGAAGUACACCAGCCUGCUGGCCGACAAGGUGGGCUGUAACGUCCUGGACACUGUGGAUAUGGUGGAUUGUCUUCGACAAAAGAGUGCCAAGGAACUGGUGGAACAGGACAUUCAGCCAGCCCGCUACCAUGUGGCUUUUGGCCCUGUGAUUGAUGGUGACGUCAUUCCUGAUGACCCUGAGAUCCUCAUGGAACAGGGAGAGUUCCUCAACUAUGAUAUCAUGCUAGGCGUCAACCAGGGUGAGGGUCUCAAGUUUGUGGAAGGGGUGGUGGACCCUGAGGAUGGGGUCUCUGGCACUGACUUUGACUACUCGGUCUCCAAUUUUGUGGACAAUCUGUAUGGCUAUCCUGAGGGUAAAGACACCCUGCGGGAGACUAUCAAGUUCAUGUAUACAGACUGGGCAGACCGAGACAACCCUGAGACCCGCCGCAAAACCCUGGUGGCUCUCUUCACUGACCACCAGUGGGUGGAGCCUUCAGUGGUGACAGCUGAUUUGCACGCCCGCUAUGGCUCGCCUACCUAUUUCUACGCCUUCUACCAUCACUGCCAGAGCCUCAUGAAGCCCGCAUGGUCAGAUGCAGCCCACGGGGAUGAAGUGCCCUAUGUUUUUGGUGUCCCUAUGGUAGGUCCCACUGACCUUUUCCCCUGCAACUUCUCCAAGAACGAUGUCAUGCUCAGUGCUGUUGUCAUGACCUAUUGGACCAACUUUGCCAAGACCGGGGAUCCCAACAAGCCGGUACCCCAGGACACCAAGUUCAUUCACACCAAGGCCAACCGCUUUGAGGAAGUGGCCUGGUCCAAAUACAAUCCCCGAGACCAGCUCUAUCUCCACAUCGGGCUGAAACCAAGGGUUCGUGAUCACUACCGAGCCACCAAGGUGGCCUUUUGGAAACACCUGGUGCCCCACCUGUACAACCUGCAUGACAUGUUCCACUAUACAUCCACGACCACCAAAGUGCCGCCCCCGGACACCACCCACAGCUCCCACAUCACCCGUAGGCCCAACGGCAAGACCUGGAGCACCAAGCGGCCAGCCAUCUCGCCUGCCUACAGCAAUGAGAAUGCUCCUGGGUCCUGGAAUGGGGACCAGGAUGCAGGGCCACUCCUGGUCGAGAACCCUCGAGACUACUCCACUGAAUUAAGUGUCACUAUCGCUGUGGGGGCCUCCCUCCUGUUUCUCAAUGUGUUGGCCUUUGCUGCCCUCUAUUACCGUAAGGACAAACGGCGCCAGGAGCCCCUGAGGCAGCCUAGCCCCCAAAGGGGAACUGGUGCCCCUGAAUUGGGAACUGCUCCAGAGGAGGAGCUGGCAGCAUUACAGUUGGGUCCCACUCACCAUGAGUGUGAGGCCGGCCCCCCACACGACACACUGCGCCUCACAGCAUUGCCCGACUAUACCCUGACCCUGCGGCGUUCCCCUGAUGACAUCCCACUCAUGACCCCCAACACCAUCACUAUGAUUCCUAAUUCCCUGGUUGGGUUGCAGACCUUGCACCCCUAUAACACCUUUGCCGCAGGGUUCAAUAGUACCGGGCUGCCCCACUCACACUCCACUACCCGUGUAUAGCUCUAUCCCAGAGCGCACCCCAGCUCCCAGUUCCCAGCUCCCCUACCCCGACCCACAAACACACAUGCACACACAUACACAUAUAUGUACACGCACGCACCCACACCCUACAGCAGACCCAUCUGCACAAACACAGACAGAUGUGGACAUGCACCCGCAUGUACAAAAACACAAAUCCAGACGUGAACCUGAAUAGCCCUUCAAAUGGGGAUACAUAUGAGUCCUUGGUACCAAGGGCCCAUGGACUAGCAGCUGGAACCAGCUCCUUGAGCCUGACCACAGACACUCCUGGGGCCCUGGAAGCCACAGCCGGACACCCCCUUGGUGCUUGCCUUCUCGGAACUGCACCUCUCCCAACUGCAGACUCGGGAGCUUUAAAGAGCAGACUAGCUCUUCCUCCCCCAGACUUGGUCUUUUCUCUGGGUCUUGUUUUUGUUGAUUUUUUAAAAAAAAUUGGAACCAAUGCUUUUCCAGCCUGUUGAGUGCUAAGCAGCUCUGGAAGGGAGGGUUCCGCGGUCAGGACUCUCUGGUUCCGGGGCCGCCAGUGUUCACACAAUCAGACCAAGGAGAAGGACCCUCCAAGACAGUGACACAUGGGCACAAGACUGUGGGGUGAGAGGAGGGAGAGGCUAGCAAUGGAUGGGGCUGGAGGGCCGUCCAUUGGAGGACAGAGCACCAGCUGGCUCUGGGCCUCCCAUAGAGCACUGCAGAGCCUACAGGGUGGCCUGCUUCUACAACGACCAGCAGCAGCAGUCUGACUGGAGGAGCCUAGCUUUGGAAAACUAAGAACUGUGGAGGCCCUGACCUUACUGGGCCCCUGGGUAUAUACUCUGGGUUCUGCCUCUGCCCUUGGGGACAUGAUAUCAGAAAUUUGCCCCGUUUUCUUUACAGUCUCUUUGUGUCUGUCAUUUCUCUUUCAAAACAGCGGUGUUUUGUUGUUGGAUUUUUU
Messenger RNA from Apodemus sylvaticus (European woodmouse), 3787 nucleotides. RefSeq names its product neuroligin 3 (gene Nlgn3). The transcript has 7 exons. Gene Ontology annotation, cellular component: cell surface; synapse; postsynaptic specialization membrane. The record is from RefSeq and is a predicted model, not a curated record. Bases 361 to 2838 code for a protein of 825 amino acids. Gene Ontology annotation, biological process: synaptic vesicle endocytosis; neuron cell-cell adhesion; modulation of chemical synaptic transmission. Gene Ontology annotation, molecular function: signaling receptor activity; neurexin family protein binding. NCBI's taxonomy places the organism in Eukaryota, Metazoa, Chordata, Mammalia, Rodentia, Muridae.